AUGAGCGUCCUAUUCGAAACAACUGUUGGUGAUAUUGUCAUAGACUUGCUUUACAAGGAAGCACAAUCAGAGAGCUUCAAUUUUCUCAAGCUAUGCAAAGCCAAUUUCUAUCAGUAUCAACUCUUUUACAACCUGAAGAGGCACUUCUCGGUACAGACGGGCGACGCAUUGCUCGGCAAUGAGAAUAGGCACGAAUUGAGGUUUCAUAAUGCAGCUUUUCAAAGUUUGCUGAAAGAGAAUGGGUCAUCAGCUAAGCUCAUAACACAUUUCGAUGAGCUUCAGGAAGAGAGCCAGAAGUUUGGCGAUGUCUGUAUGAUUCUCGGUCACCAGGAUGACGAGGGGCCCCUCUACGGUUCGCAAAUAUUAAUCUCCUUGUCAGAGACUCCUCGGAGCUAUCAGAACACAAUCAAAAUUGGUCAUGUUAUUCCAGAGAGUGAGAAAGCACUCAAAGCUAUUAAUCAAGCUACUACUGAUGAUCAACUGAGGCCUGCCGCGGAUAUUCGAAUCAGGAAAGUACACAUUCUCCACGAUCCUUUUCCAGAUCCCGAUGGGCUAAUCGUUUACAGUCCAAAAAUCACAACGACGAAUUUACGUCUUCCGCUGGAAAAUGAGAAGGACUCUGCUGAUGAAAUCAAUUUCAUAGAUUCUGAUAUCAGAAGCAAGGAACUCACACUCGAAGUUCUUGGAGACAUACGGCAGGCCGGGAUCAAGCCCUCAGAAAGAGUUCUGUUUGUUUGCAAACUCAAUCCCCUCACAAGAGCGAAAGAUCUUGCCAUUAUCUUUCAACAGUGUGGGGAGGUAAUAUACAUCGAGAUUGUGAGAGACAAAUCGAGUGGCUCAUCUCUUUGCUACGGGUUUAUCGAAUAUGCUGAUCGGAAUUCUUGUGAGAUAGCCUAUUCCAAAAUGGAGGGUGUGCUGAUUGACGAUCGAAGAAUACAUGUGGAUUUCUGCCAGAGCUCUAAAAGCAUGAAAGUUCAGUCAAAAAGUCAAAGAACUCAGACAUCUAAGCCUCGAUAA
Molecule: messenger RNA, 1017 nt
Organism: Lachancea mirantina
Lineage: Eukaryota; Fungi; Ascomycota; Saccharomycetes; Saccharomycetales; Saccharomycetaceae
Source: the annotation of a GenBank genome assembly